AUACAAAGUACCCAACUCAAUCAGCAAUAUUUCAUCGAGCAUUCCCAAUCCCAGUCCAGAUCACAUAUAUAUUCGAUACAAAAAUGCCAGAUAGACAGAACCGCCCCCUCGUCGCAGGACCAGACGGCGGGCCCUCGUCCCCGUUCCCAAUCAAAUUGUCCGGACCGGUGAUCAAGGGUUUCGGGCGGGGGAGUAGAGAGCUCGGCAUCCCAACAGCCAACAUCCCCGCAGACGGAUUAAAAGAGUAUCCCGAUCUUGAAUCGGGCGUUUACUAUGGCGUUGUAGCGCUUGAUCCGGGACGGUUUAUGUAUACUUCUGGUGAGACCGCGAAUGGUGAUGGCAAUGGGGGGGGAAAGAAGAGUACUACAACCGUCUUCCCCGCCGUCUUGAGCAUCGGGUUUAAUCCUUAUUAUAAGAAUACUGUUCGUUCUGUUGAAAUCCACAUCAUGGCCCCCUUUGCACCUAACGGACCAGCAGAAGCUGAAUCUCAAGCUCAAGAGAAACACUUCCACAAACUCCCCGAUUUCUACGGGACGAACCUCAACUUGCUUAUCCUGGGGUAUAUCCGUCCUGAAUACGACUAUGUCUCUCUCGAGGCUUUGGUGGAGGAUAUCCGGGUUGACUGUGAGGUUGCGCGGAGGAGUCUUGCGAGGGAUGCGUAUGCGUGUUAUUUGUUUGGUGAUGAUUCGUCUUCUUCGUCUGUAAAGAGUGAGAGGGAGUGGCUGCUUGACUUUUAGAUUUUAUUUUGUUUUAGAACUUUGGCUUUUCAUGGAUGAUUGAUGAUUGAUAUAAUAGAUUUCUGUCUAUUCGUGUAUCUAUCUACCUUGGUUUAUGCUACUAGACUAGAUCGAAUGUGCUG
Monascus purpureus is the source of this 859-nucleotide messenger RNA. The record is from the annotation of a GenBank genome assembly. NCBI's taxonomy places the organism in Eukaryota, Fungi, Ascomycota, Eurotiomycetes, Eurotiales, Aspergillaceae.